Molecule: messenger RNA, 802 nt
Organism: Theobroma umbraticum
Lineage: Eukaryota; Viridiplantae; Streptophyta; Magnoliopsida; Malvales; Malvaceae
Product: large ribosomal subunit protein eL34-like
Biological process (GO): translation
Cellular component (GO): ribosome
Molecular function (GO): structural constituent of ribosome
Source: RefSeq, a predicted model, not a curated record
UUCGCUGCAACCAAAAGCCCUUCCAGUCUCCGCCUCCAUCUACAGAGAGAGAGAGCGAGAAUCAUAAAAGUGGGAAAAAAUGGUUCAACGGCUGACAUACCGGACGCGCCACAGCUACGCUACCAAGUCCAACCAGCACCGUGUCGUCAAAACUCCUGGUGGGAAACUUGUGUACCAGACCACCAAGAAGAGAGCUAGCGGACCCAAAUGUCCUGUUACUGGCAAAAGAAUCCAAGGGAUUCCUCACUUGAGACCUGCCGAAUACAAGAGGUCUAGGUUACCUAGGAAUAGGAGAACUGUGAACCGUGCCUAUGGUGGCGUGCUAUCUGGUGGUGCAGUCAGGGAGAGGAUCAUACGGGCCUUUUUGGUUGAAGAGCAGAAGAUUGUGAAGAAGGUUUUGAAGAUUCAGAAGACCAAGGAAAAGCACGCAUCCAAGAGCUAAAAGAUGAGACAGAAGCUUUUUCAAUUUUACCUUGUUUCAAUUAAAUUUUGACUUGAAGAAAUGAUGAUUGUGCGCAUUAUUAUUGCGAGGUGUUUGUUUAAACGUGAAUGAGCAUUUAAUUUUUUGUUGGAAUAUUUAUCCUCUACUCUCUGGAUCGCGCCAACUCUGGUGCCAUACACUCAUGCCCAUCAAGGUAAGUUACUUGCAUUCCAUAUUAAUUAGUAACUAGUCUGAUUGCUGUAAUUGACUGAAAUUACUGGAGGGGUGGCUUUCUUUGUCCUCUUUUUCUAGAGUUUGGGUUUUCUUUUGUCUUAUAUUUUGGUUGGAAUGAAGUAAAGAUAGCCAAUUAUGUUUGGUUGC